This is a messenger RNA of Sinocyclocheilus anshuiensis, 1504 nucleotides long. RefSeq lists its product as uncharacterized. The record is from RefSeq and is a predicted model, not a curated record. Lineage: Eukaryota; Metazoa; Chordata; Actinopteri; Cypriniformes; Cyprinidae. Bases 65 to 826 code for a protein of 253 amino acids. The transcript is spliced from 2 exons.
CUCUGACAUUCCUCAAUGUAUCAAUUCAAAUGAGGCACAGAACAUUAACCAAUCAGAGGAGAAGAUGCAGUCACCCCACUGCCAUAUGCAAAUGAACUCCCCAGUCUGCACAGACUGUGUGCCCAUACAGUACCCCUCUGACGUCACAACUGACUCUGCCAGGAAAAUAUAUAAGCAGAAACUUCUUAAAGACAACCCAGAAACUCUUUUUUCCGAUUCCUUUAAAACUGGAGAAUACUGCAAUCUCAUUUUCUUCACUGAUCAUCCCAACGUCUGGCAUAAAGCCAUCAUCAACCAUUACCCCUCUGUAAAGAAGGAGGGCUUCUGUAAUGGCUGGAAAGUCAAAAUCAGAGAACCAUGUGACCCCGACACCACAGUGAUAACUGUGAACUUACAUAAAAAUGGCACAGUCAUGGUACAGGGAAAUCUGAAAACAUUCCAGACUGACUACAGUGCAAUAAUGAAACAAGAGAAAGCCGUAUUUGAAUAUCUAACGUCUGAGCAGAAUACACAGAGCAGUAGCCCAGAUCUCAAGCCCACCGCUGCAGAGAGCCCUGCCCAGGACCCCUUAUCCCCCCUGCUCAAAUCUAUACCUGUACUCCAGGAGCACUUCACAAGGCUGGAGAUAGAGAUGGUGCAGCUCAGAGGAACCGUACUCAAACGGGAGCAUCACACUGAACUCCAGCAAAACUCAGAGAACAUCACACAGAGACUGUCAGCCCUCACACAGCAAGUUUACAGACAGCUGUCAGAAAGAGCUGGCCACACUAAGACUCCAGCUACAGGACAGAGAGCAUCUCACUCUAGAGAUGAGGCAGCAGCUUAGAGAGUUACAGGAGGAGAGAGAGCAGCAGCACAGUGAGAUCCAGGCCCUGAAAGAGCAGGUGAGAGAGCUGCUCCUGACCAGACAAGAACCAGAGCAGAUCCACAGAGCUCAAACACUGCCCUCCACCCCAUGGACACCUGCCACAGUCAGCCAGCACCCAGAGAGACCCGACCCAGACCGCUCAUAGUCAUCACAGCGCCUCGUGUCAAGUGCCCCAGCACAACACCAGCAGCACCCAUCUGACAGCACAGCACAGAACAGCCAGAAAUAGCCCUGCUCAUUGAUUCAAUUGGGAAAUUCAUCGACAUAAAGAAACUCUUCCCCUGACACAGCUGUUAAACACUAGUGUCCCAACACUGACAAAGCCCUGGAGCUUCUGUCAGAAUCUCAGCUGGGCCAUCUCAGCCACAUCAUCAACUACACGGGCACCAAUGAUCUGCGGAGCCAACAGGACAGAGUGUCCGAUUCCCUCAGAGCUGUUGUGGAAAAAGCAAGACACACUUUCCCCAACUCAAAAAUCAUCCUCUCCACUCUGCUUCAUAGAAGUCUUUUCCAUCCAAACACAAUCAGUAAGAUAAAUGCCAACAUCUCCAGACACUGUGCCCUUGUGCCUAAUGUUUACUUGGCACACCACCUAGACCUGGACACCGACUGUCUGUACGAUCAUGUCCACCUAUA